Molecule: messenger RNA, 1551 nt
Organism: Tremella mesenterica DSM 1558
Lineage: Eukaryota; Fungi; Basidiomycota; Tremellomycetes; Tremellales; Tremellaceae
Exons: 5
Coding region: 1-1551 (516 amino acids)
Source: RefSeq, a predicted model, not a curated record
AUGCCUGAAUCCCCUACUAUGUUCGAUUGGUCAAAAGCAAAGUUCAACCCCAAUCUCUUUCUCCGUCCCGCGUCAAACCUCUGUCUUGUCUUAUCUUUCUUCUGGAGCGCAACGAUCCUAAUAUUCAUUAUCAAAGCCAACUUGACAUAUAAUCGUUUAUGGAGGUCUUUACCGGUCUUUGGUCUGACCAAUUUUCCCAUUCCAUCCAUAUGGUUUUCUCGUAUGACCAUGGACACGGUAAAUCAAUGUUGUGUACCCCUCACCAUCGAACUCAGCUUGUGGACCGCCAUAUGCGCUACAGGAACAUUAAAAUGGUGUAGCCCAUACGAGAGAAGAUUCGCAAUCGUAGCAUUCACAGCUACCGCUGUCCAAAUGAUCAUCUUCAUUAUCCAAGGAAUUCAUCUAUACAUCCUUCAACGAAAAUGUACCGCGAUCCCAAGAGAAAUUCGAAAAACUUUACAUCCCGGUUUUGAAGUUUACGAUAGGAACGAUCUUCGUCAACUUUAUGCUAUUCAGCGAAACCUUCAUUCGAAUAAACCUGGAGAAACGCAAUUGAUAGGGUUUCAUCGAUUAGCAUCAAGUGCAAGUGUCGCGGGUGAAGAAUUGACCAUUGGUGAUUCUAUAGCUCGUUCAGAAGUACCGGAAUCAAUAACGAGUAUUACAGCUUCUUAUGCUUCUGAUACUUCGGGAAGAAAUCGAGGCAAGAAGGGAAGAGAUAAUGAGAAAGAAAAUAUAGAAUUGACACCUAUGAAAGGGGAAAAGAUGACAGGAGAGAAUAAGGGUGUGAAAGGGAAAGACAAAACCCCACAAGAAACUAAGAAAAGUAAAGGGAAAGGAAAAGGGAAACUAAAAGAAAGUCCUGCUCCUUCUAGUCCUCCAACAGUCGGAUCACAAGGUCCACCACAUUUAUCACCAUUACGUUUCAGAGAUACGAAUGAACAAGAUGAUGGAUGGGGUCCACGUAGACGUACGAGGACUACUUCAGGUGAAGGAAUGUUAAGAGAUAGACAAGCAGCAAAUAAAGAUGGUGAUGAUUAUAAAACGACGGAUAGAGUCACAGUUAGAGAAGCUGAACAAAUGGUCACUCAAACUAGUCAUCGUAUCUCUCCAACGGCAUCACAUUUCGCUCCUGGUAUAUCCGGUCAAAGAACAGGUAGUCAAUUUGUUGGUGGUGUUGGAUUAGGUUUUAAUAAAGAGUCAAUGGAGUAUUACAGGAGGAAAUCGGAAGAAUUGAAUAGAACGAGAGAAGAGAGGAAAGAGUUUGGAAGAUCAUCUUUGACAAUUUUGGAUGAGAAGGGUAGAGGGAAUGGAAUGGGUGUUGUCAGUGGUGAUGAUCCUCUUUCCAAUACACCUCGUUCGGAUUAUUCACCAACUAAAAAAGGAGAUCCUUCGCGUAAAGUGGAAUUCCCAACGACAAUCGUUCAUCCAGCUUCGCCUAGUGAUACACCUCUAGCGGCGAUGAGUAGCGUGUUUGUGUUGGAGGAUGAACAGAGUGAACCGAGUGUAUAUUCGCAAGUCACGUACGAUCCGAAAUCAAAUGUGGGAACAUGA